AUGGGUGUCAUGCACGACUUGAUCGUUCCUGGAUCCGGAACAGUAGCGGAGGUGCUAUCUACAAUCCAGCAGCUAUGUGGAGAAAUGAAGGAGUGCCAGGACCCGUGCACGCGCCUUUACCAGAGACUCAAGAGCGUGCUCGACAGUCUUGUGAGCCUCGAAAAGAACAAGACGCGCCUCCCGCCGCCUGAAGCACUUGGCAAGUACGUGGCUGUCAACUCUACGACCUUGAGCUAUCUGGAGCACUACCGAGGGAAGAAGCUGGUAUUCCGUUUGAUGAAGCGCCAAGCGAUGAUGGACGAACUCCGCGCGAUCCACGAAGAGACCGACAAAGUCGUCCUUGCAUUGGGUCUCACCACCACAGACAAAUGGAAGCAACAGUUCGAAGCUGAUCAACGCACCCACCGAGAACGUUUGGCUGCCUCGGUUGAUAAUGCCCAGGAGGUGUUGGCUGAGCUUCAGGACGCUCGAUCGCAACAAGAGACCAUGCUGACGCUCAAGUACGAGGUCGAGCUACGGCCAGAGCAGCACGACGAAGACAUGGCGAAACUGCUGAGGACGAUGAUGGCGACGGUGAUCCGAACGUCCACGACUUCCGUUCCAAAGCUGCCGCCGUGGUUCCUACCGCCCUAUGAAGUUCGCUUCAAACCGAACCCAUUCGCCCGUGGAUCAUUCGCGACUGUGCAUCGUGGCGUGCGUCGGCCAAAUGCCAACGUGGUCGUCAAGUGUUUCCUCGUCGAUGGGGUUGACGUAGACGAGCGAACCAGACAAAACAUCGAGAUGGAGAUGAAUCUCUGGCACCAGUUUGACCACCCGAACGUGAUUAAACUGCUGGGUGCUUCACACAUCAGCACGCCUCCAUUUAUCGUCUGCGAGGACGCCACCAACGGCGAUUUAAGUUCAUUUCUUGCUCGGUCAGACGUCAACAAGCAGCAGUUGUGGAGGUUGUUGUACCAGGCAGCGCUUGGCUUGGAAUACAUCCAUACGAAAAGUGUGGUGCAUGGAGAUCUGAAGCUCAACAACGUCCUGGUUGGAGCGGACGGGCAGGCCAAACUCUCAGACUUCGGCUUGAGCGCUGUGCGGACCUCGGCCAUUCUGUCAGAGACUACAGGAGAAACGCCCUACACUGCUGGCGCCUUGCGUUGGCGAGCUCCCGAGUGUCUGAGGAGGGCGCCGACGUUUGCCUCGGACGUGUACUCGUUCGCAAUGUGCAUUAUCGAGGCCGUGAUCGGCGAACCUCCUUUCGCGUUCCUGGACGACGACAGCGUUCACGAGAAGCUCAGGAAGGGCGAAAUCCCUGACAAGCCCGAGAAAAUGUCUGCAGUGGUGUGGGAGUUGGUUGUGGCCAUGACGAACGUGGAUCCUGCCAAGCGGGCUAGUCUGUCACAGGUGCUCAAGGCGCUGAAAGAGUUGGCGGAUGGAGCACCGAGCUCGUCUCCGCAAUCGACUGCAAAAGCUGACGAGAACAAAGCAACCCCGGCUGAGAAUACGAUCGCUACGCGUGAGAAUCAUGAACCACUGCUCGACGCUGACAUUAUCGUGGACAUUCUUGACAACGUGGCUGGUAUGGACGAUAAGGGGAAGGAACAGAGUUUACUGCACCUUGUUCGAAUGUGCGUGAAGGAUGAGGAGCGCCCGGUGAUGUACGCAGCCAACGCGACCCAGAUCCUGACCAACUUGGUGAAAAGCAGUCGCACCUACUACACGAAGCUGUACGCGUUGCAGUGCCUGAAGUGGGCUGUCGUGGUCGACGCGAAGCUGUCACAGUCCGAGCUCGAUUCGCUGCGAGAUUGUGUUUCGGAUGUCCCGGCGAAGGAGCUCGCGUCAUUGGCGAGCGCUCUUACUAACGGCACCGACCAGGAGAAGGAAGAAGCCGCGUUACGUUGCGCGUGCAUCGCCGCCAGAGGAAACGGAGGCCUCUGGCAAGGUAUGACCUGGCUUCAACCUAUCGUCUCUUUCUGGCAGAGUUUGAGUGAAGCUCAGAAGUUGUGGAUCGGAACGGUGCAGCCUUUGGUCUCACUGCUGCAAAGUGGGAAUGACUCGCAAAAGUUGUGGGCUGCGGAAGCGAUCGGCAGCCUCGCGACGGAGAAUGAAGCCAUCCGAGCUGAGAUUGUACGAGCAGAUGCGAUCACCCCACUGGUGGAGCUUCUAAGUGCUGGUACCGAUGGACAGAGACACCGAGCUUCCUUUGCGCUGAAAAAUCUAGCGCUUCAAGCGGGUGUGUGCCAGUCCAUUGCUCAAAAGGGGGUCAUCGCUCCGCUGCUCAGAUUGGCGCGACUUGGAACCGCGCAGCAAAAGCAAACAACUUCAGCUCUACUAGGGAGUCUCGUUCUACCAAGCUACCCGAACAAAGCCGACGUUGAGCACGAAAGAAGCAUCACCCCGCUGGUUGCGCUGAUUGUAAUCGGAUCGGACGAGCAGAAGGAGACUGCGGUGGCAGUGCUAUCAGAUCUUGCCAAGGACGAUGCCACACAGUCCGAGAUUUCGCGUACAGGAGGAGUGGCACCCUUGGUUGGCCUCCUGCGUACUGGAACCAAUGCUCAAAAAGCGCAUGCUGCGAGUGUAAUCAUGAAUCUCGCCUGUAAUGGUACUACCAGCGCCGAGAUAUCCCGAGAGGGUGGUGUCGCCCCGCUCGUUCUGCUGGCAUGGAAGGGAAACGAGCAGCAGAAGACAUCCGCUGCGGGCGCGUUGCUGAAGCUGAGCUUUGACGUCGAAAUUGGAGCUGAAGUCGUAAGGUGCAAAGGUGUCAGCCCUCUCGUUGAGCUCGCCCGAACCGGAACCGAUCAGCAAAACGUUUAUGCGGCUGGCGCGUUGAGGAAUCUCGCCAUCAGCGACGAAGUUUGUGCGGAGAUCUCACGCGAAGGAGGUGUCGAGGCUCUCAUCAGACUUCUCAAGUCUGGAACGGAUCGACAGAAGGUGGGGGCGAUAGGAGCACUCCUGAAUCUUUAUUCAAGUGCUGCAGCUCGCUCCGACAUUGCCAGUAGGGGAGGUGUUAAAGCGCUCCUUGAGCUUUUGCGGACGGGGACGGAUGAACAACAGCGCUUGAUUGCGUGUGGGCUGAGCCACCUGGCCAAGUACGAAGACGGUCGAGCGGAGAUUGCGCGUGAAGGAGGCAUCGCACGGCUUGUUGACCUUCUACGCGCUGGAAGCGAGCAGCAGAAGGGUUACGCCGCAGACACGAUUGGGGACCUUGCAAUGAGCAACGACAAGAUUCGAGCGGAGCUCAAGCGUGGACGAAGCGUGCCGUUGUUGAAGAAGAUGAGCCGAAGCGGGAGUGAAGAGCUGAAGGAGAGUGCAGCGCGUGCUCUGCAACAGUUGAACGGUGGUUCCUGUAUUAUCAUGUGA
This is a messenger RNA of Phytophthora sojae, 3345 nucleotides long. RefSeq lists its product as hypothetical. The coding region runs from base 1 to 3345 and encodes 1114 amino acids. The transcript has a single exon. Gene Ontology annotation, biological process: cell surface receptor signaling pathway; protein phosphorylation. The record is from RefSeq and is a predicted model, not a curated record. Lineage: Eukaryota; Oomycota; Peronosporomycetes; Peronosporales; Peronosporaceae. Gene Ontology annotation, molecular function: protein kinase activity; ATP binding; protein binding.